Xylona heveae TC161 is the source of this 1392-nucleotide messenger RNA. Its product is annotated as NAD(P)-binding protein. Gene Ontology annotation, molecular function: oxidoreductase activity, acting on the CH-OH group of donors, NAD or NADP as acceptor. The coding region runs from base 257 to 1273 and encodes 338 amino acids. The transcript has 6 exons. The record is from RefSeq and is a predicted model, not a curated record. NCBI's taxonomy places the organism in Eukaryota, Fungi, Ascomycota, Xylonomycetes, Xylonales, Xylonaceae.
UUUUCGUGUGUCUUUCUGUGGGGCAGCAUUACUAUUUAUCGCCGAUAUCGAGAUAAGAUGUGGGGUUGUUCGGUGGCAGGUAACGCCGAUGGACGCGAACGGAUAGUGCAAUAGUCGAGUGUCAUCAUGCAAUGGCCCCACGAUUGAGGCCAGUAUAUAAAGCUUUGGUAUUCCUGAAUUGUUGCUCGCCGAUUUCUACUAUAGACUUCAUUUAAAUUAUAGAUUGACCGUGCUUGAUAUUAUCCUUUCAUUCAUAAUGACUCGUGUUUUGCUGACUGGGGGCUCUGGCUUCAUCGCCGCUCACGUUCUUGACCUUUUACUGAAGAAUGGUCACUCCGUUGUCACAACCGUUCGCUCUCUCGAAAAGGCCCAGAAGAUCAAGGAUGCCUAUCCUCAAGUGUCCAAGGACAAGCUCGACUUUGCGAUUGUCGAGGACAUUUCGAAGCCCGAUGCUUUCGACGAAGCCGUGAAAUCCGAGCCCCCGUUUGAGGCCGUCCUCCACACGGCCUCUCCUUUCCAUUUCAACGUUACGGACGCAAAGAAGGAUCUCCUGGAUCCUGCGAUUAUUGGAACCACUGGUAUUUUGAAGGCAAUUAAGAAGAGCGCACCAUCAGUGAAGCGAGUGGUCAUUACCUCGUCUUUCGCGGCUAUCUGGGAUCAGACCAAGAAGCCCGGCCAUGUUUACUCCGAGCAGGACUGGAAUCAAGUUACAUUAGAAGAUGCAGAGAAGAACCCUGCCGAUGCGUACAGAGCUAGCAAGACCUUCGCCGAAAGGGCCGCCUGGGAAUUUGUGGAAAAGGAGAAGCCAAACUUUACUGUUGCCACCAUUAACCCUCCAAUGGUUUUCGGUCCCGUGAUCAACUAUCUCAAUGACCUGUCAAGCAUCAACACCUCAAACAGCCGGGUAGCAGAUCUGAUCCAAGGCAAAUGGAAGAACGAGAUACCCCCCACCGGCCUCAUCCUUUGGGUAGAUGUUCGCGACGUGGCUCUCGCUCACGUUAAAGCUUUCGAACUGGAUUCGGCAGCAGGAAAGAGACACUUCAUCAUUGCUGGCUACUACAGCAACAAGGAGACGGCCGAUAUUGUUCGAAAGAACUUCCCCGAGCUGGCAUCAAAGCUCCCUACCGAGAGUACUCCUGGUGGAGAUUAUCCUGAGGGUGCUAAGCCUGGGUUCGAUAAUAGCAGAGCGGUCAAUGAGUUGGGCAUUAAGUUUAGGCCGUAUGAGGAGUCUGUCGUUGACCUUGUCAAGUCAUUGCAAGCUAUUGGAGCGUAAGAUGACCGGGCACGUGUUUUGUAUCAAGUUCUAAAAAUAUCCCAGCGCAAAUAAAAUUUCAGUUUCCCGCCUUUAAAUAUACUUACAUUCGAUGCCUGAUUUGACGUGGUAUGUGGGAG